AUGGCUGACCCUAGUACUGAUACGUCGCCGUUGCCUCCACCACCGCAGCUGUUUAACCUCGAGCCCAUCGACGUGCCCGAGCCCUGGCAGCAGGAGCUUGUCGACAACUUCCAUGCGCUGCGCGCCCUGCUGGCCAACCGGUCUGGCUCCGAGGUGCACGACACGCUGCAGCAGAAGGCUUCGGAAAGCAUGCAGAGCCACUGCAAUCUGGUCAACGGACUAGUAUACGGGAUUCUAACCGAGCCCAGCGAGGGCAGCACUUACUUCCGCAACCUAAGCAUUGUAUCGCGCGACGGAUUCGUCCAUGCCGUCAGUCGGCUGCAGCACGUAGUCACGUAUCUGCGGUUCCGCCUGGUCCGUGGCGACGUUCUGAAGCAGCUCUUCUGGUUCCUCAGCGAGCUUAUCAAAACCAACACAUCGGGCAUCGAUCAGAUCUUGAUAUUUCUGACGCGGCAGAUCCGCAGCGGCGACGUGACUCCCGGGAACAUCAAGCUGUGCCGCAACACCUUGCAUCUAAUUGAGUCCAACAUGGACUGGGUCAUGCGGUCCCCAGUGCUCAUUGCCACAAUUGUGUACGCCUUCGGGCGGCUCAUUCUAGACCACAGCCGGGUACCGGACCUGUGCGCCCGCGAGUGCGAUCUGGUGGUGCGACUGAUUCGCGACAAGUUCACCGAAUGCUCAAUGAUCGGACGCGACCUUGUCCGGGUUCUGCAGGACGUAGCAAAACACGAUAAAUUCAAGGCGCUCUGGCACGACUUCCUGCAGCGCCCGCAGCAGAUCAGCCCGCACUUCACCGGCAUCGAGCAGCUAUUGCGCGUGCCCACGCCCCGCGUGUUUCUGGCCAACCGCCUCACAUACGACAUGGAGGCAAAGCUGCUGUUCAUGCUGGAGAAGCUGCCGUCAAAUACGUUCUUCAGAAACAUGACGUGGUUCUCGCAGCGCUUCCUAGCCACCCCCGAGUCCGAGUCGCUAUAUUGCGAUUUGAUCCGGUACAUCUGCGGCGUAUUCCAUCCGUCAAACGCCCUGCUGGCUUCCAACAUCCUGCCGCGGUAUGUCUUACUAGGUGCCAUUCUACGCCUUAUUCGCUCGCAGGUCGUUGCGGCCAACGCCAAACUGGCACUAUUCUACGACUGGUUGUUCUACGAUCCGCAGGUCGAUAGCAUCAUGAACAUUGAGCCCGGAGUGCUGAUCAUGGCGCGGUCGCUCGACAGGUACACGCAUCUGACGGUGACGUUCAUUGAGUUUUUGGGAUUCACUGCCGAUGCGUACUGCCCGACUCUGGCUCCCGCGAUCCGCAGAUCCAUCAGUCUGACCAUGCAGGAUGCUGUCGAAAAGGGCGUGAUUCCGUCGCUGCUGCCAAUAUACGAGCACCCAAAGGUUGACGAGGCAACGCGUAAGCAGAUGCAGGUACUGUUCCCUAGC
This is a messenger RNA of Linderina pennispora, 1422 nucleotides long. RefSeq lists its product as uncharacterized. The transcript has 2 exons. Gene Ontology annotation, cellular component: cytoplasm. The annotation marks the transcript as partial. The record is from RefSeq and is a predicted model, not a curated record. NCBI's taxonomy places the organism in Eukaryota, Fungi, Kickxellomycota, Kickxellomycetes, Kickxellales, Kickxellaceae.